AUGCCCGGCUGUCUUCCCACAUCAGAGAGCUUUGACCGAGCGUACGCCUCCGACUCGACAGCCACAGAUUCCGAGUCCGAGUAUAUCCCUUCUGAAACAAGUGAAGAUAGGGAUUUCGUUGUUUCGGAUACAGAUCAUAUAUCCGAUAUGCUGAGUGUUUCUGGUGAAGACUCCGACAGUACGCUUGAGAAUGAAAAGGCGGGUCAAGCCAUUCCUCUUACCUCUUAA
Molecule: messenger RNA, 228 nt
Organism: Penicillium chermesinum
Lineage: Eukaryota; Fungi; Ascomycota; Eurotiomycetes; Eurotiales; Aspergillaceae
Exons: 1
Coding region: 1-228 (75 amino acids)
Source: RefSeq, a predicted model, not a curated record